Messenger RNA from Nylanderia fulva, 1437 nucleotides. Its product is annotated as phosphotriesterase-related protein. The record is from RefSeq and is a predicted model, not a curated record. Gene Ontology annotation, molecular function: zinc ion binding; hydrolase activity, acting on ester bonds. Gene Ontology annotation, biological process: catabolic process. NCBI's taxonomy places the organism in Eukaryota, Metazoa, Arthropoda, Insecta, Hymenoptera, Formicidae.
GAGACAAGUGAUAAUGAGAUGAGUCUCUGAGGUAGAGUUAGGUUGACAGUGACUUGAAUAAGGUGUGUCACGUCAUAGUAGUAGCGAGUAAUAGCUCGCAGAAUGUUGUUUACAUUUCUGUGCUGCUGGCGAUAAAAAUAAAAAUAUAUAUGUUAUUUUAAGACGUGUAUUCGUUAUACAUCAUUAUAUAAUUUGACAUAGAGUCCAAGAUACAAAUUAAAUAGUUCGGAUAAUUCCUCUUAUAUUUGGAGCCAAAUAGAACAUGGCUAAUUAUAACGUCGUAGAAACUGUGCUAGGACCUGUAUCAUUGUCGAAACUUGGUAAAACGUUAACGCACGAACAUCUGGCUGUCGAUUUUCGUAAUUUUUACGUAUCACCACCGAAGCAUAUUGAGAAACAUUUUCCCAAAAAUAGUCUGGAUCUCGCUGAUAUCGGAUAUAUCAAACAAUAUCCAUAUAGCAGUUGGAGUAAUGUGAAGUUUUAUAACGUGGAGGAAGCUGUCAGUACAGAUGUAAAAUUAUUGAAGGAAGCUGGCGGUGGAACCAUCGUGGAAAACAGCAGCCAUGGUUUGAAACGCGACAUCCCUUUAAUGAGAAAUGUUAGUAAGUCGACGGAAGUUAAUGUGAUUGCUGGAACUGGAUAUUAUGUUGCCAGUGCGCAAACUGGAUCAACCCUCGACACGACGAAGGAAGAAAUGUACAAUCUCAUGUAUAGAGAAUUGAAAGAGAGUUGCAUAGAGUGCCCCAAAGAGAUGCAGGUAAAGGCUGGAUUUAUCGGAGAAGUCGGCAGCACUUGGCCGAUCGAAGACUUUGAAAAACGUGCCAUUUGUGCGACUGGCGAACUUCAAGCUCAAUUGCAUUGUUCCGUGAGCUUUCAUCCCGGAAGAGACGCGUCUGCACCUGCGGAAAUCAUGCGAAUCUAUCAAGAGGCUGGUGGAGAUCCUACCAGAGCCAUCAUGUCCCACAUUGAUCGUACAUUACUCAAGAAGGAACAACUCCUGGAAUUCGCCGACGAUAAUAAGUGUUACAUCCAGUUUGAUCUGUUUGGUAUCGAAUGUUCUUUUUAUCAGCUGAAUCCAUCGACUGAUAUGCCAUCGGAUGCACAGCGUAUCAAACGUAUUGCACGUCUGAAAAAGGAAGGAAAAUUGCAUCGUGUUCUGAUGAGUCACGACAUUCACACGAAGCAUAGAUUAAUACAUUUUGGUGGCCAUGGAUAUUCCCAUAUCGUGAAUAACAUUCUGCCAAAGAUGAUAAAUAAUAAAGGUUUUACUAGGGAAGACAUUGAAUUAAUAACAGUUGAAAAUCCGAAAAGAUGGUUUACUCAGCAAUAAUUUAUCUACGAAACAAAAAUUCAAUUUUCUUAUAACACUACUGUAUUUUCACGAUUAUUUUUUGUAGGUUUCUACGAAACUUUAUUUCCAUUAUUAUUAUGAAUUGU